AUGGCAACAGCCCGAAAUACCGCAUUCCCCCUCCGCCGAGGCUCCGACGCCUCAGAAGAGGACUUUUUCGACAUCCCCGACGAAUCCUGGAUGUCACUAGUGAAACGCCAACUCCGCUACAUCCGCACCUGGGUCAUCUUCGCCCUCGCCCUGACCUACUUCCUCUGGCCAAAACGCAUCCCACCCCCUCCCCAGCCAAACCCGCACAUCCACUAUGACGAGGUCAAUUGGUCGCGCUUCGCGUACUCGACCUACGCGACCAGCGAGGCAUACCUGUGCAAUUGCGUGAUGGUCUUUGACUCGCUCAAGAAGCUCGGUUCCAAGGCUGAUCGUCUGCUAUUCUAUCCUGACGAGUGGGAUCUCGUCAUUGAAGACGAUGGCGAUCGCAUUAGCCAGUUGCUUAUGACCGCGAAGCAGAAGUAUGAUGUGCAGUUGGUGCCGGUGAAGGUGGAGGGGAUUAAGAAGAAUUCGGCGCAAUCCGCCUCCGCAGACUGGGACACCAGCUCCGCAAAACUCUACGCGUUCGGCGUCGUCCAAUACGACCGAAUUAUCCACCUUGACUCCGACAUGACCGUCCUCCAAUCAAUGGACGAACUCUUCUUCCUCCCGCGCACACCGGUCGCAAUGCCACGCGCCUACUGGCUAUUGCCUGAGCAAAAAAUCCUCAACUCGCAAAUCGUCGUAAUCGAACCCUCCUACGACGAAUUCAUGGCGCUCAAAGAAUCAACCCGCAACGCCGUGCACGGACAAAUGGACCUACGCCUCAAUGAGACGCGCUACGACAUGGAGAUUCUGAAUAACCGGUACGGCGACAGUGCGAUGGUCAUCCCGCAUCGUAGCUAUGGGCUUGUUACGGGCGAGUUUAGGAAGAAGGAUCAUAAGUAUUAUCUUGGUAGCGAGACGGAGCAGUGGAUUCCCGAUAAGAUUAUGCGUGAGGCCAAGUUUGUUCAUUUUUCGGAUUGGCCUCUCCCUAAACCUUGGGUUAUGUGGCCGCAGGAACAGCUGGCUGAGAUGCAGCCCAAGUGCGAUAAUAAUCCCGGCACGUUUGAGGAGAGUGGGUGUCGGGAUCGGGAGCUUUGGAAGGAGAUUUAUGAUCAUUUCCGGCGGAGGAGAAAGGAUGUCUGCAAGUUGCUGAGCUACCCUGCUCCGGUAUAG
This is a messenger RNA of Penicillium argentinense, 1155 nucleotides long. RefSeq lists its product as uncharacterized. Gene Ontology annotation, molecular function: glycosyltransferase activity. The transcript is spliced from 3 exons. The record is from RefSeq and is a predicted model, not a curated record. Lineage: Eukaryota; Fungi; Ascomycota; Eurotiomycetes; Eurotiales; Aspergillaceae. The coding region runs from base 1 to 1155 and encodes 384 amino acids.